UAAAACCUAAAAAAAUAAAUAUAAGUGGAUGUUUGUUUGAAUUUUUCACGUGCUCACAAAUUUGCAAUUACUUUUAAAUAUCUUAUAAAUAAAAAUAUGGCUAAUGAAGAGGAAGUGUUUUUUGAAACCGAACCAGGUUUUUGUCCUGAUUGUGGUUCGAUAUUGCCGUUAUUAGGUGAAAAAGGUGGAGUUCAAUGUUACGCAUGUGACAGAAAAUGGGGACCUGAAGUUUUUGGAGAUAUGGCUAUGACAUAUACAUUACAAUUUAACGAUAAGAAUACAUAUGCACCUCCUGACAAGUCAGUCGAAAAUGAUGAUGAUGAGGAAAAUGCAGAAGGACCUGUGGUGGAUAGGAAAUGCUCACAGUGUGGUAAUGAUAAAAUGUCUUAUGCAACUCUUCAGCUAAGGUCUGCUGAUGAAGGUCAAACUGUAUUCUACACCUGUACAAAGUGCAAGUUCAAAGAAACAGAAAACUCCUAAUUACCAACUGGAAACGAAUUUUUUGCACCAAAAUUGUAUGUAUAUAAUAUUCUUAUCAUUAUGAAAUGAAUUUUUUAUAAUUUUGAAAUAUACUUA
This is a messenger RNA of Chelonus insularis, 576 nucleotides long. It is a transcript of the gene RpI12, whose product is annotated as RNA polymerase I subunit RpI12. Gene Ontology annotation, molecular function: nucleic acid binding; zinc ion binding. Gene Ontology annotation, cellular component: RNA polymerase I complex. The record is from RefSeq and is a predicted model, not a curated record. NCBI's taxonomy places the organism in Eukaryota, Metazoa, Arthropoda, Insecta, Hymenoptera, Braconidae. The coding region runs from base 97 to 480 and encodes 127 amino acids. Gene Ontology annotation, biological process: termination of RNA polymerase I transcription; DNA-templated transcription. The transcript has 3 exons.